AUGGUCAAAGAAGAAGCCGAUCAACAAACUAUCGAACAAAUUCCCGAACCAACGAAUUUCAAACGAUUCGUCGAACAGUAUAACUUCACUCCAGAACUGCAAUAUCUUAACGAGCUGGCCGAGAUUUUUUACAAGUUAAAAUUAGAGUCAGCAAAAACUAUGGAAGAAGCUAGGCUUACAUACAAUGAAGCCUCUCAAAAACCAAGUACAGAUAAGCCUCCGCAUGUGAAACAAGAGGAGAAAAAUGCAAAGCUUUCGGAGCAUAUAAAGUCCGAUUCACCAAAGAUAAAAGAUGAUGAAAAAGAUGAAAAGUCGAAAAUAAAAAUUCCUUUUUCUAAGGAUCGCCUCCUUGAGCUUACCAAAGAUUCCAAAUAUUGUAUGGUUCGUCUAAGAACCUUAAAUCGUAAAGCGCAUGUAACAAGAUUGGCCGACAAAACUGAUACUCUUAAAGCGCGGCAAGAAAUGGAUGACAAAAAUCUAGAUCUUCAAAACUUGAUACAAGAGAAGGGAUAUUUACGACGGGAGAUUGCUAAGUGCAGGCGAAACGGAGAAUUUGUUAUACAGGCGCCCGAGGAAUAUACUUUAGUACCUAAAACUGAAGAUGGUGUUGAAAAUGGAGAUUCAUUUGCGCAUCAUCGCAUGCUUCAAAGAUUCAAAUAUGAGAUGGCUGAACGCCAGAGGUUGGAGGCGGAGCGUGAUGAAAAACGUGAACGAAAAUCACGACUAGCAGAGAAGUUAUCCGAGAAACGAGCCAAAAUUGCAGAGGUUGAUCAUGAAGUAGGCAAAUACUUGGCUGCAUCUUCAGCUCUCCAAAGAAUAUUAGGAAUCCGAAAUGGAGCCAUUAACGGUAACAAUAACAGAAUCUCACGUUCAGCAUCACGUAGUCCAAUACCAUCAUCUAUUAUUCAUGAAGAUGGUGUCGUUGCUUCGAUAGGCGGAACACCAAGCAAUGCAAAUUAA
This is a messenger RNA of Ambispora gerdemannii, 960 nucleotides long. NCBI's taxonomy places the organism in Eukaryota, Fungi, Glomeromycota, Glomeromycetes, Archaeosporales, Ambisporaceae. The record is from the annotation of a GenBank genome assembly.